Molecule: messenger RNA, 1247 nt
Organism: Oncorhynchus tshawytscha (Chinook salmon)
Lineage: Eukaryota; Metazoa; Chordata; Actinopteri; Salmoniformes; Salmonidae
Gene: glod5
Product: glyoxalase domain containing 5
Exons: 4
Coding region: 62-598 (178 amino acids)
Source: RefSeq, a predicted model, not a curated record
AAUAAGAAGGAAGUGAAGGGUGGAAUGUCAUCCAUUUCUUUUCAACUCUACUAAAGGAACGAUGGUGCUCCGGACUUUAGGUUGUCACUUGGGGCGUUUUCAAGGGAUUUACCGCCAGCUACAGUCCUGUGGGCUGGCUGUGUUGGGGGUGCGGGGUCUACCCGUGGUGUCGUUGGGGGUGAGAUGUAAGAGCUCCGGCCCUGUACAGAUGAGUCACCUGGACCACCUUGUGUUGACCGUGAAGAGUGUUCCAGACACCUGCACCUUCUACUCCUCUGUCCUGGGCAUGGAGGUCAUCACCUUUAAGGGUAACCGUAAGGCGCUGUGUUUUGGGAAGCAGAAGUUGAACCUGCACCAGGUGGGUCAGGAGUUUGAACCCAAGGCUUUGAGACCCACCUCAGGAUCAGCUGACCUCUGUCUCAUCACCCUCACCCCCCUGGCUGCUGUAGCUACACACCUACAGGCGUGUGGUGUGGAGAUAGAGGAGGGUCCAGUGGAGAGGAGUGGCGCUGUUGGACCCAUCACAUCUCUCUACUUCAGAGACCCAGACCACAACCUGAUAGAGGUCUCUAACUACAACCAACCAACAAAGGACUGAGGCCUUAUGUCAACCUCUAACUACAUGUACAACCAACAUCCUUUAGCUAAACAGCUACCUUCAACAGACCAACAGCCUUUAGCUAAACAUCUACCUUCAACAGCCUUUAGCUAAACAUCUACCUUCAACAGCCUUUAGCUAAACAUCUACCUUCAACAGCCUUUAGCUAAACAUCUACCUUCAACAGCCUUUAGCUAAACAUCUACCUUCAACAGCCUUUAGCUAAACAUCUACCUUCAACAGCCUUUAGCUAAACAUCUACCUUCCACAGCCUUUAGCUAAACAUCUACCUUCAACAGCCUUUAGCUAAACAUCUACCUUCAACAGCCUUUAGCUAAACAUCUACCUUCAACAGCCUUUAGCUAAACAUCUACCUUCAACAGCCUUAGAACAACCAUUUAACUGCAACAGAAGAACAAAGGGCAUUCUUAUAUUUUGUGUGUUUUUGCUCAGCCAACUUAUUUGUCUUUUGUCAGAAAGAUAACAGUAGUUAGACUGAAGAGUUAGUGCUAAGGUAACCUUUAUGAGGACAACAACGUAGUUCCUACGUGUCAUGUUUUGGCCUAGCCAGAUCUGUAUGUUAGCCAAUUCCUUGUUGUUUGGGGUGAUGACUUGCCUUGUUAAAUAAAAAAAUGAAAGAGGCAAAAUA